AUGAUCAGCACACUUUCUAAUACGGAACCGACGUUGAUUUUGAUACUGAAUAAUUUUGCAGUGGAUAUGACACUUAAUUGGUUAUGUAAUACAAAAAAUAUUAAAGGUGUACAUGAACGUUCUUUGAUUGUGGCACUUGAUCCGGUUGCCCUAACUAAACUAUCUGAACAAUGGCCAAAUGUUAAACAGGCUUUAUGGAAUGUUCCAUGUCUUCAGAGUUCGUUUAAUCGUGGUGACGGUAACUAUCAGCUGUUUUAUUUGUUCCGAUCAACAUUAGCUGAAUUUUUGCUUGAUGCCGGCAAACCGUUUUGGAUGAUUCAACAAGAUACAUUUUGGAGAAAAAGUUUACUGGAUGUAGAUCUUACCAAGAAAAAAAAUGCUGAUUUAAUUUUUGACUUAGCUGGUGAUAAUUUAGGAGGCCUAAUAGCCGGUGGUUAUUAUUUGGCUCGACCAACAAAUGGUUCACGACAAUUCUUUCGACAACUUUCAAACACCCUAUUGUAUCGUUAUGUACCCGACAAUACGUUGAUGUCAUCAUUAUGUGCUACAAGUUCAGAAACAACAUGUGAUUUCCUAGAUUUUUCACUAUAUAUUUUUAGCAUAAUAACAAAUUGGAUAUGGGUAUAUCAACCAACAGAAAUUCAAUGGGAUACUCUACCAUUUUUGAUACAGUUUGAUGGUGACAAUAAACUUGGUACAAAAUUGAUGAGAAUGAGAGAGAUUGGUUUUUAUUUCCUAUCUGAUGACGGUAUCACCUGUAAUGCUACAGCUGUUGAUGUAAGUUCAAAAAUGCAACUGUAUCUCAUAUGUUUAGUUAGUUUACAAAAAUCUCUGUACACUAUACUAUUUGUCAAGCUUAAAAAAUGUUUUGCUAAAAUGUCAUUGUUGAAAAAUAGGAAAAUUGGGUAUAGGUGAUG
Molecule: messenger RNA, 917 nt
Organism: Enterobius vermicularis (human pinworm)
Lineage: Eukaryota; Metazoa; Nematoda; Chromadorea; Rhabditida; Oxyuridae
Source: the annotation of a GenBank genome assembly